This is a messenger RNA of Vigna umbellata (rice bean), 1642 nucleotides long. RefSeq names its product HXXXD-type acyl-transferase family protein. The record is from RefSeq and is a predicted model, not a curated record. NCBI's taxonomy places the organism in Eukaryota, Viridiplantae, Streptophyta, Magnoliopsida, Fabales, Fabaceae.
UGGGAUGCAUCUCCUCCACAUCAGUGUUCAUUCUCUUUCCCUUUUCUUCCUUCUCCUUUAGGAUAAUGGACACAUCUCUGGUGUUUAAGGUGCAGAGGCGGGAGCCAGAGCUGAUAGCUCCGGCGAAGGCCACUCCUCGCGAAGUGAAGCUGCUCUCAGACAUAGAUGACCAAGACGGGUUAAGGUUUCAGAUUCCAGUGAUACAGUUCUAUCGAUAUGAUCCAGCGCUGGCAGGGAGAGACCCUGUUGGGGUUAUCAGAGAGGCUUUGGCCAAAACGCUUGUGUUUUACUAUCCCUUUGCAGGUAGGCUGAGGGAAGGAGCCGGUCGGAAACUCAUGGUGGACUGCACAGGGGAGGGUGUUUUAUUCAUUGAAGCUGAUGCAGAUGUCACACUCGCUCAAUUUGGUCACGCUCUUCAACCUCCUUUCCCCUGCUGGGAGAAUCUUCUUUACGAUGUUCCUUCCUCCCAAGGAGUUCUUCACACUCCCCUUCUCCUCAUCCAGGUAACGCGCCUGAAGUGCGGCGGUUUCAUAUUCGCGCUCCGUCUGAACCACACCAUGAGUGACGCAGCGGGGCUGGUCCAGUUCAUGAACGCCGUGGGAGAGAUAGCGCGCGGGAGGCAGGAGCCAUCGGUCCCACCUGUGUGGCGCAGAGAACUUCUGAACGCGCGGGACCCACCGCGAGUGACGUGCAUCCACCGUGAGUACGACGUCGUCCCCGACACGAAAGGCACGAUCAUCCCCGUGGACGACAUGGCCCACCGCUCCUUCUUCUUCGGCCGCAGCGAACUUUCGGCCAUCCGGCGCCUCCUCCCCCCUCACCAGAACCAGUGCUCCAGCUUCGAUGUCCUGACCGCGUGCCUAUGGAGGUGCCGCACCCUGGCCCUGCAACCUGACAGCGACGAGGAGGUCCGCAUUAUAUGCAUCGUGAACGCGCGCUCCAAAUUCAACCCUCCUCUGCCAGAAGGUUACUACGGCAACGUUUUUGCUUUCUCCGUGGCGGUUACGACUGCGGGAAAGUUAUGCGAGAAUCCGUUGGGGUAUGCUUUGGAGUUGGUGAGGAAGGCGAAGGCGGAUGUGAGCGAGGAGUACAUGCAGUCGUUGGCAGAUCUGAUGGUUACAAGAGGACGGCCUCACUUCACGGUGGUGAGGUCGUAUCUGGUGUCGGAUGUGAGACGAGCAGGGUUCGAAGACGUUGACUUUGGGUGGGGUAAAGCUGUGUAUGGAGGACCCGCGAAGGGCGGUGUUGGAGCCAUUCCUGGUGUGGCUAGCUUUUACAUACCCUUCAGAAAUGAUAAGGGAGAAGAAGGUUUGGUUAUGCCAGUUUGCUUACCCUCUGAAGCCAUGCAGAGGUUUGAGAAGGAGUUGGACUCUGUGCUCAACAAUCGCCUUCCACCAACUAUUAAUACUAUUUCUUCUUCAAAUUCCAGGCAGCUCCUUCUUUCUUCCUUGUAGUCUAAAUUACCAAUCCAGGAACGAAUUCCACCUUCUUCUCACUCUCUCACAAACCCAUCACUACACUACUUUCUACCGCCACUAAAUUAAGUACUAUUUCUCUCUUUAAAUGUCAUUACUUUUUAAUCCUUUAUCUUUUGUACCCUUGUCUCUAUUGAAAGUCAAGUUUGAGUUGAGAAAACGUUGCU